UGGAUCACGCAAUGGCAGAUUGAAUUAACUACUUUUCAUAUAUACCUUAACAAAAACGUAUCUUCAAAUGGCGAUGGUAGCUUGUGACAUAUAAGUAUCUUGGAAAUGACAGUGAUUCUUCAGUCAAUUUUGUGCCGUUCACCAUGAGAGCGAUAAUUGUACUAUUUGCACUUCUGGGGCUUAGCCAUUGCAGACCGCAAUCGUCUUUUACGGCGCCCUUGGAAGCUGUCAAGGCAUUCAUCCUGAGUUUUGAUAAUUCUUUCGGUGGAGAUGGAGAAUAUUCCUAUAACGUGGAAUCCAGUGACGGUCAAAAACGAGGCGAGAAGCGCUACAUCCUGAAUAAGGGCACGGAAAACGAGGAACCGGUAGUGGAAGGAUAUUACAGUUACAACGCACCUGAUGGGAAAGAGUAUGUAGUGGGAUAUAAAGCCGACAAAGAAGGUUUUCAGCCUGAAGGAGAGCAUCUGCCUGAAUCCGCAAGUGUUAAAAGGAGACCGCCCCAACUUGGAAUACCUUCAAAGGCAAUUGCUUCUCUAUCCGGAGGCGGACUUGGUUAGUGCUUUAAAAUUAAGUAUUUGAAUGUAAGCAAAUAAAUAUGUGCAGAUAA
Photinus pyralis (common eastern firefly) is the source of this 607-nucleotide messenger RNA. RefSeq names its product endocuticle structural glycoprotein SgAbd-5-like. The transcript is spliced from 3 exons. The record is from RefSeq and is a predicted model, not a curated record. Gene Ontology annotation, cellular component: chitin-based extracellular matrix. The coding region runs from base 144 to 557 and encodes 137 amino acids. NCBI's taxonomy places the organism in Eukaryota, Metazoa, Arthropoda, Insecta, Coleoptera, Lampyridae. Gene Ontology annotation, molecular function: structural constituent of chitin-based larval cuticle.